UCAACCACCAUAACACAGUCUAUAUAUAACCAUAGCAUCAUCACCAACAGCAGCAUCUGAAUCUCCUUUUUCGUUUCGCACCAAUUAUUGACGAAUUUCACUUUCCUCUUAUUUUCUUUCUUCUCUCAAAACCAAUAACCAAACACCGACCAAACCAAAACCAAUUUUCUCUUCUCCUCGUUCGGAUCGAUCUCCAUAGACAACAGCGAAAUUCGCUUCAUGAUCCGAUCGAGCUGAGAAGAGAAAAAAACCCUAAUUUCGUUUUCGUUGAUUUGAAUUUCAACAAAUUUAGCUGCAUGAGCUGGUUUGGAAAACUGCGUUUAUUCUCCAACCAUAAUUCCUUUCACUUCAUUACUUGUUUAUUAAUCUUUAAUCUUCAUUUUAAACCUUCAUUAUCCAAUUCCAAUAGCCUAAGUAGUAUUAAUUUUCAUUCUAAUUCCAACUAUGGAGUCACGAAUUAAGACUAAUCCCAAUUCACGAAAAGGUUUGUGUUAUGUCAAUGUUGAUCAGCAGCCUCGAAGGUCGCCGUCUGUUAUUGUCAUAGGCGGUGGCAUGGCUGGGAUUGCUGCUGCCCGUGCACUUCAUGAUGCUUCAUUCCAGGUCGUUCUUUUAGAAUCACGGGAUAGAAUUGGUGGCAGAAUUCACACUGAUUACUCAUUUGGUUUUCCUGUUGACCUAGGUGCAUCAUGGUUGCAUGGAGUUUGCAAUGAGAAUCCUCUGGCUCCAUUGAUUGGGAGGCUGGGACUACCUCUUUACCGGACUUGUGAGGAUAACUCUGUCCUAUACGAUCAUGAUUUGGAAAGCUAUGCACUCUUCGAUAUGGAGGGGAAUCAAGUUCCACAAGAGCUGGUUACAGAAGUUGGUAAAACAUUUGAAAUGAUUUUGCAAGAGACAGAUAAUGUACGACAGGAAUUCAGUGAAGACAUGUCCAUUCUACGUGCACUUUCAAUUGUUUUUGAAAGAAAGCCAGAACUGAGGUUGGAGGGGCUUUCACACAAGGUGCUUCAGUGGUAUUUAUGCAGAAUGGAGGGCUGGUUUGCUGCAGAUUCUGAUUCUAUAUCACUGAAAUGUUGGGACCAGGAAGAAUUGCUCCCUGGUGGUCAUGGUCUUAUGGUCAGGGGCUACCUACCUGUUAUACAUACCCUAGCCAAGGGUCUUGACAUUCGGUUGGGGCACAGGGCGACAAAGAUAGUUAGGGGAUAUAAUGGAGUGAAGGUGACUACUGAAAAUGGGAAAACAUUUGUUGCUGAUGCUGCUAUCAUUGCUGUACCUCUUGGGGUACUGAAAGCAAAUGUAAUAAAAUUUGAGCCAAAACUUCCAGAUUGGAAAGAAGCUGCCAUUGCCGAUAUCGGGGUUGGAGUUGAGAAUAAAAUAAUUUUACACUUCAAAAAUGUAUUUUGGCCCAAUGUGGAGUUCCUGGGAGUAGUUGCUGAGACAUCUUAUGGAUGCAGCUACUUUCUUAAUCUUCACAAAGCUGCAGGUCAUCCUGUUCUUGUUUACAUGCCUGCUGGGCGGCUGGCCAAAGACAUUGAGAAAAUGUCUGAUGAAGCAGCUGCCGACUUUGCUUUCACACAACUCAAGAAGAUCCUUCCUGAUGCUUCUUCACCGAUUCAGUAUCUCGUGUCUCGGUGGGGUACAGAUAUUAAUUCACUAGGUUCUUAUAGUUUUGACGCAGUUGGGAAACCGCAUGGUCUGUAUGAGAGGUUGCGGGUUCCUGUAGAUAACUUAUUCUUUGCAGGGGAAGCAACGAGUGUAUUAUAUACAGGGUCUGUUCAUGGUGCAUAUUCUACUGGAACCAUGGCUGCUGAGGACUGCAGGAUGCGUGUCCUAGAAAGAUAUGGGGAACUAGAUAUAUUCCAGCCAGAGUUGGAAGAGGGUUCAGUCAUUCCACUUCUGAUAUCUCGUAUUUGAUCUUUUGGAAGCCUUAUGCUGCCCCCUAAUGAGUGGCGUGUCUUUCCUCAAUGUUGUUUUGAACAGUAGACGGUUCAAUCUUUGUACCUUUAAUGUAUUGUGAUUCCUAGAGGUUGAGUAAUGUCAUGAAUAGAGCAUAAAUGCAUCAUUGGGUAUUUGGACAGUACAUUUGGUUAUAUUUUCUGCCAAAUAUGGUUGGCUACUUUGGUGUUUUCCCUGGUUAUCAUUUUAAGCUGCGGAACCUGAAAUUUUGUUUUUUCUGGAGAGCAAUGCAGUAUUGUACUCUUUUUAAUGUAAUCUUUACAUUAUAUCUAUUUAUAUUUUGAGAUCCUUUUCUUUGA
This is a messenger RNA of Medicago truncatula (barrel medic), 2252 nucleotides long. Its product is annotated as polyamine oxidase 2. The transcript has 10 exons. Gene Ontology annotation, molecular function: polyamine oxidase activity. Gene Ontology annotation, cellular component: peroxisome. NCBI's taxonomy places the organism in Eukaryota, Viridiplantae, Streptophyta, Magnoliopsida, Fabales, Fabaceae. Gene Ontology annotation, biological process: polyamine catabolic process. Bases 445 to 1911 code for a protein of 488 amino acids. The record is from RefSeq and is a predicted model, not a curated record.